AAAAAAAGAUUUCGUUCUUUAAUUCGUACCCUACAAGUUAUACGAAAAAAAACUAAGUGCUAAUCAUUGUGAUUAUUGUAUACGUGCAAAAAUUCGAAAAACUUUAAAAAAAAAAAAAAGAUAUUUUAUUUGUAUAUAUGUAUAUUUAUUUUUUCUUUUUCGAAAAAACACUGUGAACAUUGAUGCGUCGAAUUUUAUUAUCUAUACACAUGUUAUCAAACAGUGCGCGAUCUGAUUAAUUCUAUAAAGAAAAAUGAUUAGAAAAAAAAAUUGAGGAAUUUUAUUUUAUCUAAUUUCUCGCAGACAGUACUACAGCUGUAACGUGUGGCUUGAGUUUUCGAAGACAGAAAUUUCGCGACGUGGUGGGAAAAAAGAAAAAUGAUUUUUUUUUUUUUUUUUCAAAUAACAUAUAAAAAAUCUAUAAAUAUCUUCCGUACCCUAUAGCGUGUAUGAAUAAACGAUGUGUAGAGAGUUAAUCGCACAUUCAGUUCUUGAGAAAUAUGACGUGGUUUAAAAAGUUAGUUGACGAAACUUGUUUACCGCUCAUACACCGUACAACAUUAUACACGAUGCCGAUGAUGAUCGUCGUGUACGAUAAAAAUUUAAAAGCACUAUAGAUUGAGUGUUGAAAAAAAGAGAAAAGGACGAAACAAUAUAAUAACAUACGCGUAUACGUACCAAGGAUUAUUUCAAGUGAUCGUUUGAAUGCGAUGAAAAUAAAUAACUAAAAUAGGUAACUGCGAAAUAAAUGAACGAAGAUUCCGGUGGAGAAUUUUUAUUGAUAUUCGUCCAAUCGAAUCACCGAUGUAGAUCUCAUCGUCGCGUAAUUUUUAUCGUCAUUGUCGAAUAGACGUCAUCGGGAUUCGGACACUUAUAUUGAAUAAAAUAAAAAACAUGGCGAGGGACACGCCUGGGGCCCCGAUGUCCAGGCCUAGAGAUCUAGCAUCCGCUGGAACGACCACCACUAUGACUUCUGGGGCCUUUCAUGCAGCUGGUGGUGCUGAUUCUGCAGCACUUCACGGACACGCUUUGCAGCAGAAAAUACUUCAGCUACAGCAGCAUCAUCAGCUUCAGCAGCAAAUUCUACGGCAACAAUAUCAUGCUCAGGAACGUCAACUUGCCGAAUUACACGAACAGCAAAUGCAUCAACUUAAGCUCUGGGAGCAGCAAAAACAGUUGGAGGAACAACGAGAGAGGAGAGAAAAGGAGAGGCUCGAAGCUCUUAGGAAAAAAGAUAAACACGAUCACAGUGCCAUAGCGUCCACCGAAGUCAAACAACGACUACAGAGUUUUCUCGUGAAUAAGAAACAAAGAGAAGCUGCGGCUGCUGCCAAUGGCGGCGUUCCAGGCACACCCGGAUACAGGAGUUGGUUGCAGCCUCAAUCGGAAUCUACGAGCACCACAAAUGUCUCCCAUCCGUACAGGAUACCGCAAAUGUUACAAGAAAAAUUCGGCGAUGAUUUUCCGUUACGAAAAACAGCCUCGGAGCCAAACCUGCUCAAGGUACGACUUAAGCAACGUGUCAUGGAGAGGAAUUUGGCUGCCUCAAGAAAUUCACCCCUGAUGGCCAGGCGCAAGGAUCGACUCCUAUCCCAUCUCAAGCGGAAAUCCCUAUUAGCAAAUUCCAGUAGCAAUCCUGAAUCUGGGCCUAAUUCACCUCCAACUGUGAACAACUCGCAGGCAAGCCCUACAGCUGGUAGUAAUACUCCGAUACAAGAGGAGGGUGAAAAUACAGCGUACGGAGGACCUUUGACAAGCAGUAGCCAACAGGGUAGUUUAUCCGAUCUAUCCUUAUUCAGUUCACCGUCCAUGCCCAAUAUUUCAUUGGGUAGACCUCAUGUUCCAUCCAGUUCAGCGAGUGCUACGAAAUUGGCACCCGUCUCGGAAGCAGAAGCAAGAGCAGCCUUGACCGCUCGUCUCGGUAUGCCGUUGACUGGACAGAUGUUACCUGGUACCUUACCAUUUUAUCCAUCUCUAACGGUUAUAGAGGGUGAACAUACUUAUAUUCACAAGCAGAUGCAAAAUUUAGAACAAAAUCGACACCAGGUUUAUCACGGAGCACCUAUAACCGAUACUCAAGUAGCACACGCAAGACUGCAUAAGGCUGGUCACCGGCCUUUAGGUAGUAGAACACAAUCGGCCCCGUUGCCUCUCGGCCAUCCGAUGCUUCAGGGCGGUAUAAUCGCGCCACCGACUCAUUACGAAGAAUAUCUAGCUGAGAAACAAAUCCAUGACCAACAACAAGCUCAUAUUUAUUUGAAACAACAAAUACGACAAACCGUCCUAACGCGAGUUGGAACCCGCGGUCAAGCCAAUCAACUCGACGAAGCCCCGGAGAGCGAGGAAUCAGAAGUUAUAGAUUUGACUGGCAAAAAAGAUCUGUCGGAGGAGAGUGAAAUUUCUAAACAACAAAGAGAAAGAGAACAAUUUUUACAACAACAGAGAGAUCUCAUGAUGCGUCACACGCUUCAAGUAAAUGAAUCUUUGGUUUACACCGGAAAUCGAUCUUCUCAUUCCGCCAGACCUUUGUCAAGAGCUCUUUCCAGCCCCCUGGUCCAUUUAGGGCCUCAGGGUGCUGGGGGAGAUGUCUUUGCUCGGGGAUCGCCGCACCGGCCAACUACAGGUCUUGCCUACGAUCCGUUGAUGCUGAAACACGCAUGUGUCUGCGGCGAAACAGUAAGGGGUCAUCCUGAACAUGGCGGAAGAUUGCAAAGUGUAUGGGCUAGACUAUCCGAAACAGCAUUACUUCAACGCUGCGAUCGCGUUAGAUCUCGUAAGGCCACUUUAGAGGAAAUACAAACCUGCCACAGCGAAGCUCACGCACUCUUAUUCGGUACAAAUCCCCUGAAUCGACAGAAGCUGGAUAUGUCGAAGCUCUCUCAAUUGCCGAUAAAGAGUUUUGUCCGGCUUCCAUGUGGCGGAGUAGGCGUCGAUUCGGACACAACGUGGAAUGAGUUCCAUACGGCCCCUGCUGCGCGUAUGGCCGUUGGAUGUGUCGUCGACUUAGCAUUUAAAACCGCGAUGGGGGACAUUAAGAACGGUUUUGCAGUUGUUAGGCCACCUGGUCAUCACGCAGAAAUGAAUCAAGCAAUGGGCUUCUGCUUUUUCAACUCCGUAGCUAUUGCCACAAGAUUAUUGCAGCAGAAACUGGACACGCGGAAGAUAUUGAUCUUGGACUGGGACGUUCAUCACGGUAAUGGAACUCAGCAAAUGUUCUACGAGGACCCCAGCGUCUUGUACCUCUCUAUCCACAGACACGACGAGGGAAAUUUUUUCCCGGGAACCGGAGGUCCCACCGAAUGCGGUGCGGGCGAAGGACUCGGUUACAACGUAAACUUGGCCUGGUCCGGCGGUUUGAACCCACCGAUGGGUGACGCCGAAUAUUUGGCCGCCUUUCGAACCGUAGUAAUGCCAAUCGCUAAGGAAUUCGAUCCCGAUAUUGUCAUCGUUUCGGCCGGAUUCGACGCUGCUUCGGGUCACGCUGCGCCUUUAGGUGGCUACAAAGUCAGUCCCGCCUGCUUUGGAAGAAUGACCCAGGAGCUGUUGACUUUGGCUGACGGUAAAGUUGUCCUGGCAUUGGAGGGGGGAUACGAUUUAGCCGCCAUUUGUGACUCUGCACAAGAAUGCGUGAGGGCCCUCCUCGGAGACGAGGUGUCGCCGUUAAGGGAAGAAGAACUGAGUAGAACGCCGUGCCAAAAUGCCAUCGAUACCCUGCAAAAAACUAUAGCGAUUCAGAUGUCCCAUUGGCCGUGUGUCAAGUUAGCCGCGCACACGGUGGGCAUGAGUGUGAUCGAAUCGAGUCAGAAAGAGCACGACGAAACAGAUACGGUUUCGGCGAUGGCUUCUCUGUCCAUGCAACAGCCCACCAAUCUCACUACCACACCAGAACAUUCCCGUGAGGUCUCCGAAGAACCAAUGGAGCAGGAUGAAGCCAAGUGAAAAGUAUGAGAUGUCAAUGAACGACCCAAAAUUGGUGAGUUAUAACCCAAUAAAUGCAGAAUUGAAACUCGUUUAUUCCCGAACUUGUCAAAUUACGGCUUCAUGCCGUCGUACGGAAAAGGCGGAUGUUUCGGGCAGGCGAUUGAAUCGAUAGGUUUGAGCUUGAAACUGUAAUACGCUUUGUGUAUCGGGGGGAUAGGAGAAAAGUAAAAGAGGAAAUUGAAGUGAUUGGUACGCGCAUGAAGGAAAUUAUAAGACAAACCAUCGUUGGUUUGUCUCUAAAAGUUGUUAGGCGAACGUGGCUGAGCUACGGAUUUGUUCAAACGCUCGGUGUUAGAUAGCCCAGGUACUAACAAAUAUUUGUUACGUUGUUGAGAUGUCUACUAUUUUCUGCUGAUAUGAGAUUUCCUGCUCGAGGCAGGUACGAAUAUAUAAAUGUCCUAUUAGGUAGAACAAUUCAUCCAUCGAAUUUGGAGCACUUUGAUGUUUCAUGUUAAAUUGCGCUAAAACCUUUUUAGAUAUGGUCAAUAUUAAGAGAAAGAGAAAUUGAAUUAAAUAAAAUUAAAUUAAAAUGAAUGUAUGCAGUUUUAUCUGCGUAUCGAGGAAUAAUUAUGCAUAGUGUUUCGUCAAUGCUGUUUAAUUUUAAAUUAAAGUUUACGAAUCGCAAAUCAUCAAGUGAUAAAAUCAAUUGUUGUCCAAAGUAUUAUUGAAUUGGCAUUCGAAAAUUUUAUUUCAUUAAUUAAUCAUAUAUUCUUAUUUCUUGGGAAAAAAAACUUGUUGAAAAUUUGAACAGUUCGUUAUAUCGGAUAUCAAAAUUUAUAUUAUACACGCGAUAUGUUAAUGAGCUUUUUUGAAUUAUUAUAGAGUAUUUUCUAAAAAAAAAAAAUCUAACAAAAAUUGAUAGUUUUUAUUGGGUAAAACUUUUUUCAAAUUAGUGUCUUGCUAGCAGACAACGAAAGGUUUUUGGAAUAUAAUUUUUAAUCUAUAAGUAAAGUCAAAUUUACGGACCAAUCGAGUUGUAUAAUCGAACUCAUUCACGGACGUUGCUACAAUAUUAAUUGGUAAUUUGAAAUUUUUUUUUUUAAACAAAAGUACACUUUCAACGCAUGAAAUACGAAACCCCCAGUCUUUUGAUGUUUAUAUUUCUCAGAUAUCGCAUUGAUGUAUCAUGAAAUACAACUCUGAUAUUACGUUUGGAAUAUAAUCGAUCUUGAAGAAAUGCAUAUAAAUUUAUAUAAAAGACAGUAGAAUUAGAUUAAAUUCUCCUUCCCUUGCAAUCUUUGCUGGGAUUUUUCUUUAUUACUAUGUGUUGUGCUGGUCACAAAACUCUUUUGAAUCGUUAUUGUGCUUUGAUAUAAGAAGUAGAACAAUUUAUUUUCAUUUCAGUUCAUUCUUUCUUCCAUUAAAGCGGGUUUCUUUUCCACAAUAAAUACUUUUGAAUGUUGUACAGCAGACGACGGUUUAAAGUAAGGAUAAAAAAAAAACAAACAUAAAACGUAAAGAAUGAAUUAAUGAAUAACAUUAAUGUCAUUACCAAUGGUGAAAAUUUUGGUGUAUUGUAUGAUAAACGUAUAAAGGAAAUAUAGUUGUUGCACAACAUGCAUAAUAACAGUUGAGAAAAAUUUAUUGAAAAAGAAAUAUUGCGAUUUCGGUGCGAUUAUAAUUUUCAAUUUCGGAUAAUUCUACCUAUAGCUAAUUUGGUUUUCUGCUGCAAACGAAGGCUGGUGCGAUUUUUGUGAUAUUUUGUAAAAAGUUAAUUGGAAAAAAAGAGAAAAAAAAAAGGAAAAAAAAAUAACUAAUAUUAAUUGAGAGCAUAAGUUGGGCGAGGGGCGGAGAGAAAAAAAAAUAUAUAUAUAUAUAUAUAAUUAAAAUACAAGCAUUUAUUUUUGUGUCGUGCAUUUUACGAAUUUAAAAAAAUAUAUAUAUAUAUAGAUAUAUACAUACAUAUAAAUGAAGAGUUAUUAUUAAACGAAUUUGAGAAACUACUACUGUAUACAUAUGUAUACACAGAUAUAGGUAAGAAUUUGAGAAACGAAUGUGGAAAAAGAUACAAAAAUUAUAUUACGUAUGAAAUAUACAAACUAUAUAUGUUAUAUAUAUAUAUGUAUAGCAUAUAAAUCUAUAUAUUAUUAAACUAUCUAAAGAGAUAGAUAUAAUAUUCUAUCACAUGAAUCUCGAGUGUCCGUUACAUGUUGCCCAAAAAUUACCGAUACCGAUGAAAGAGGAAAAGUAGAGGAACAAGUAUAUACGAAAAAUAAAAAAUAAAAUAGAAAUACAAUUACUCGUAUAUUCUAAGUGUGAGCCCAGCCUAUUCUGUGUGUAUAAUUUGAGUAAUAUGAUGUACAUGUAUAUAUAUAUGAAUACGUAUUUAUAUAUGUAUAAAUAUAAUUACGUAGAUUCACGAUUAAAAUCUAGAUGAUAAAAUCUAUUUAAAAUAUAAUAUAAAAAUAAGUGUAAAAUGUUCUAUAUCGUAGUAUCUGUUAGGCGGUAAAUUUAGGCAAUAGAUGAUAUUUAAUUAUUUGUACUUUAAUCGAAGCGAUAAUUAUUUUAUUGACGAUUCAGUUCUGGCUUAGUCACAAAUCAUAAGAAAAAAAAGGUAAAAAAAAAAAACUUCAUUUUGACUCGAUGUUGUUGUGCAUAACAAAUGUUAGUCGUUCAUGUGAUUGUUGUGUAGUGAACAUCGAGGAUUACUCAUGUGCUAAAUGUGAUUUGAAAAAAAAAAAAAAAAAAAAAACUACAUGCAAAUUCAGAGCCAGCUAUCCCUAGCUGGGAGAAAGCUGUGCUGCCUGGAUAAGGCCUAUUGAGUUUAAUUCACGUUUCUUCGAUAGACUUUUUCUUUUUAUUUUACAAAAUUUUGAUGCCGUUGUUGAAUUCUUUUUUAUUUUAAUUGUAUAUAUACAUAUUUUUAUCGUUCUUGGUUCAAUAUCAAGUCGUAUUUUUGCCAGAAAGUUGACUAAGUUUUUGGUUAAAACAAUUAAAACUAUGACAUUCCGGGUAUCAUUCAUAGCAAACUGAUACAAAUUAGGUAAACGAAAUAGGUAUCACGAGAAUAGAAUGUAAGUUACAUAAAAAAUAUAUAUUCUAUUGAAACACAUGCACCGAGUAAUUUCUAUAUUACUUGACUUUAUUGUAAUAGUCCUAAAUUUUUUAUGUAUAUAAAUGUACCUUACAUUAAUUUUAAAUAAAAAAAUAAUCAUUGUGUUAUUCGAUAAUACACUAUUCUUGAAUAUCGUGUAUCAUCGAGAAUGCUAUUCCUAACGACCGCAUUACUCUGAUUGUUCAAUCGAAUAGAAAGACUGUUCAUUUUCAAAUUUAGCGACCGAACUUUGAUUUUUCUAGGUUCCAAAUUCUUAGAUCAAAUCGUAACUAUUCUUGUAUCGUAAAAAAAAUGUAUAUUGUCAAUUCUAGUAAAAUUUGGGGACUGGAAUAACGAGCCUUGCCCUGUUACCUAAUCUUUAUAUAUUUCGUUGAUAUUCUAAGAUUCGAGUUUCGCGUGUUUCCGAAUUCCUUUUUACGCCUUCUUUUAAAGAAAUAUUUGAUACGUGGGGUUGAAAAUGAGUUUAAUGCGGUACAGGAAAUAUGUAAUCAUUUUGUAUGUUUAUUGUUAAAGAGGUUCAGAGAUA
Molecule: messenger RNA, 7562 nt
Organism: Athalia rosae (coleseed sawfly)
Lineage: Eukaryota; Metazoa; Arthropoda; Insecta; Hymenoptera; Athaliidae
Gene: HDAC4
Product: histone deacetylase 4
Exons: 16
Coding region: 895-3939 (1014 amino acids)
Biological process (GO): chromatin organization; negative regulation of transcription by RNA polymerase II
Cellular component (GO): histone deacetylase complex
Molecular function (GO): histone deacetylase activity
Source: RefSeq, a predicted model, not a curated record